AUGCAGCCUGGCGUCUUCCCAUAUCCUUUCCUUCUAGUGACGAUGCACUGCUUUUUCUGCUCCUUCUUUGCAGGAGUUCUUCUCCUGGUUAAGCCGUCGCUGUUUCCUGCAUUGACAGACCCAGACAAAGCGGUCGACAUCACCUUGAUGUACUGCUUGAGGGAAAUUCUACCCAUCGCUGGAUGCUUCGCCAUAUCAUUGGUGACCAGCAAUAUGGCCUACAAGUACUGCACCGUUGCCUUUCUCCAGAUGAUGAAGGAAAGCAACAUAGUGACUAUCUACUUGAUGUCCGUAGUGGCUGGUAUUGAGGACUUCUCGUUUGUUCAGAUUAUGAUCCUGGUCGCAAUGGUGUGUGCUACCUGGACGUGCGUCCAGGGCGAGCUACACUUCUCGCUUUCCGGCCUCCUCCUCCAAGCCAGCUCUUCUCUGGCGGAGGCAGCAAAGACCAUCUUUCAGUGCUUGGCCUUGGCACACGGCUCCGGCAAGAAGCUGGAUCCGUUAUCCGCGGUGUUGAUCAUAAUGCCCUUGUGUGGCCUCUUGCUGGCUAUGGUGAUUUUAUUCCACUAUCACGCUUAUGAGUUGACUUUCGUUGCAAUGCCCAGCUACGGCCAGAUCUUCGAGUUGCGCACGGACUUGGCGCUGAAUAUCGCCAAUGCUUUUGUUCUCAACGUGCUCAUCGCCAUGUUCCUGAAGAUCCUAUCCCCAGUGGCGUAUAUCCUGACUGGCAACGUGAAGGACAUUGCCAUUGUGGUGAUGUCUGCGUUGCUCCUGCACGAUGCCCAGCAGCAAGACUGGUGGGCCUACUGGUUGGCGUACAGCAUUGCUGCCUUUGCAGGGUUUGGUCUGUGA
Symbiodinium pilosum is the source of this 849-nucleotide messenger RNA. The record is from the annotation of a GenBank genome assembly. Lineage: Eukaryota; Dinophyceae; Suessiales; Symbiodiniaceae.